UUUAUAAAAUUGACAAAAUUGUCUAUGAUGAAAAUUCACAAAAGCAUGACGGCUGCUACAUAUUUGUGAAGAAAUUCCAAAAUUAAUAUUAAUUCGAAGAGCACUCGGUUUUGAACGUCUUUACCGUUGUCUAUUUGUGAUAAGUUACUUAUUUCCCCGACGGCAUGAUGGUGGAAGGGUCAGCGUUUACGCGGAACGAUGUGUUCCAAAUGGCUAUACGCGUUGCUUUUGUGUCCGCGGUGACUUAUUUUUCAAUAAAAUGGCUCGUGAACCAGAUAGACCCAACAUCCAAGAGUCGGAAGAAGGCGGAGGAGCGAGCUCGUGAACAGUUACGCAAGAUGUCUUGCAGAGCCGGGCUGGGCAGCAAGCACUCCAUCGCGCUGGACAAGUUGACGGACCAUGAGAUGAUCAUCGCCUCGCAGUUGGUCGUGCCUGAUGAGAUUAGUGUGAACUGGAAGGACAUAGCGGGUUUGGACCACCUCAUCCAGGAGUUGCGGGAGACCGUCAUCCUGCCGAUACAGAAGAGGGAGCUGUUCGCUGACAGUCGGCUCACGCAGCCACCCAAAGGUGUUCUGCUGCAUGGACCCCCCGGUUGCGGUAAAACCCUGAUAGCGAAGGCCACAGCCAAGGAGGCGAACAUGAGCUUCAUCAACCUGGACGUGUCUCUCCUGACGGACAAGUGGUACGGAGAGACGCAGAAGCUGGCCGCUGCUGUCUUCAGUCUGGCUGUGAAGUUGCAGCCCUGCAUUGUGUUUAUAGACGAGAUCGAGUCGUUCCUGCGCACGCGCACGCAGCACGACCACGAGGCGACCGCCAUGAUGAAGACGCAGUUCAUGUCGCUGUGGGACGGACUCAUCACUGAACCCACCUGCACUGUUAUUAUUAUGGGAGCAACAAAUCGUCCCCAAGACCUAGACAAGGCGAUACAGCGUCGCAUGCCGGCCACGUUCCACGUGCCCAUGCCCAGCGAGACGCAGCGCGAGCGCAUCCUGCAGCUCAUACUGCGCUCAGAGCCCGUCGCGGAGGAUAUUGACUACAAGAGGCUAGCGAGUUCGACGGAAGGAUUCUCGGGGUCUGACCUGCACGAGUUGUGUCGUCAGGCCGCUGUGUACCGAGUACGAGAUCUAGCCAGAGAUGAGAUGGUCAGAGAGAUGAAUAACGAGACAAAACCCAAGACCGGCAAGUCAGGAUCAGAUUCUGACGAAGAGUACGUGGAUGCUGUGCGUCCUAUCACAAUGGAGGAUCUGCGCCUGUCACUCAGCAAGCUCAAGGAGUCCAAGAUACAGUGCGGCACACUCGCGCCAUCUAUGCGGAUAGAACUGGACUAGCGGAACUACGCGAUCUAUAUCGAUCCUUUAUAGGUAGGAAUUGUUGUUGUAUGUAUUCUAGCACGAGGUUUUAGAUCAAAACUUUAGUAAAUGUACUGAAAAAUUUGUUUGAAGAAGGAUUACAAGGUAACGGCCCCUUUGAAAUGAAAUAAAAUAACGUACAGAAGCCAGCAGGUCAACCUAUACAAAUCUGUCAAAUCUUCGUCUUUCUUUGAAUCAUUUUUCGGUAUAUUUUAGUAUGUUUUGGACUAAGAUCUCGAGUUAGAAGUUUUUGGUUCAUUAUUUAAUGAUAGCACUAAAGAACUAACGACAUCGGUGUAGCAAGUACAAGAGACCUAAGAUAAAAAUCACAUCGCGAUUUAUCUAUGAUAAAAUUGGAAUAGAUUGCCGAAGAUAGCGGUUUUUAGCGGUGAAAUAAGUAGUGUUUACCUGCCUUUGCUUGGCUAUUAAGGGGGGUAAUUUCAUUUUUUUCCCUAAUUAAUUUAGUGACCGCCAAUUUGAUCUUAUGAUAUCUUCAUUGAAACUUUUUCAAAUGUUUAUUUACAACUGUUUAUUGUGUAGCUCAUAUCCGAAGGGCUUCAAAAUGAAAUCUUGCGCGACACUUUUAUGGGUAUUUUCAUGUCAUUUUGGUAUAUUUUAUGAAGUUUUCACGAGCGGUUUUGCAUAAUAAGCCCGUUUACAUUAGUGUUAUGUUGUAUGUACUCAUGGUUAGUGCUAUCACUAAAUAAUGUUCCCAAGCGUACUGGAAGGUUCUAGGACAGUCGAAAAUACGUAGCUAGUGAAAUUAAUUGAAACAUUAAUUGAUAACCGCACUGAUACUUACAAAAACGCAGAUUGACCAUAGAUGCUGCAAGAUUAGAUGUUGACUCGCUAAUAGUUAGACAAAAAUGUUGACAUUUUGUUGCAUUUGUUGAAUAAAUAAAGAAAGAGGUUUUAUUGAAAGGAACAUUAAAAGAUGGAGCCAAAAAUGAAAAAGUGAGGCUAGAAGACUCCUUUCGUUACUACAAUAGUUUAACCAUAGUUUUAUAUCAAACCAAAGUGCUUAAAAUUUACUCACAAAUAACACAGCUACUAUUAUUUUUAAUACCAAUGAAAUAAGGUGCGCAGGAACAUACACUUACCAUCUUAAGCUACAGAGACGAAGAAUCGAUAUUCGAAUUCCGUCUCUAUAGUAACGACAAUUCGUUCUAAAAUCAAUUGACUCGAAGUUCGCUAGACUGUAAAAUUUGUAUUUAGAUGAGAUCUGCCUGGGUGUAUGGGUCUACCUAGGCCGAAUCUAGUCUUAAAUAAGAUUGGUAAUGAUUAACUAAUUGGAGUGGCAGAUAUUACUACGUGAGACCACUAAAAGCAUCUCGUAUGCUAUACGUAUUGAAAUGUGAUAUUUUUAAAUGACUUUUUUAAAGUUAAUAUUGGUAUUUUUCAUCAUUGCAUGAUUCCAUUGUCUUUUAUCUCUUUUCUAUAGUAUGUAAUUUCAUGAAUAUUAAGUAUAUUAUAACAUAUAUAUUUACUAUUUGCGCUUAUCCUGAGUAAUUUGGGAUAAGGGUGAAUAUUGGCUAUAUUAAAUAUAUUACAUUAUGUUUAUGUAUUGUAUGAAGUGGUGUGUGUCGUGUGUGGUAUUAUUAAAAAAAUCUAUAUCCAGCAUGAUAUUUAUUAUUUCGUCUGCUAUUUACGUUAUGUAAUGUCAUCUAUAUUAUAUCAAUGUCUAUAUUCUAUUUUAUCUAUUUCUGUAAAAAUAUCACAAUCUCAUGACUUGCUAAAUUAUUCGCGAAAUCUAAACGGUCUCAAAAUAUUAAUAUAUAAAUAAAAUUGUUUCAAGUUGCUGUGAAUGCCAUCUAUUACUAUAACUUUUAUUCAACACCAAUCAUAGGGUCGAUCGAUGUUACAAUUUAUCGUCAUUUUGAGUGAGUGGCUUUUCAAUUGAAAAUAAACCUUAAUGCUUGCACUAUAAGAUCUCCCCACUCCAUUUAGUUUACUGAAUUACUAUUGUAUUGAAUUCCGUUACCAUUGAUAUUGUAAAUUAUUUCGUUGUAUAUAUUCGAGUGUUUAUAACAGUCGAUAAUCAACCCUAUUCGUUUAGUUUAAAGUUGGUUUUAGACCAAAACGUUUUGUAUUUGUUUUAAGGACAUUGGUUCCUGUACGAAGGCCUAUUUAUAUGAAGAUCUUAUGUAAAAAAAAUAUAAUAAUAAUAAGGUAGAAAAAAUGUCCUUUUAAACAAAUACAAAUGGUUUGUUGUAAUAUAGUAGUUAGUUAUAGUUUAAAACAAUGUUCUGUGACUUAUAAUUAUGGUGUUUGGGUGUGUUCGGGAAAUUGGAAACUGAGUGUGAACGAAGCGUAAGACGUAUGUUGUUCUGAAUUUGGAACUUAACUUCUUGACCUUAAAAUCGAUAAUCGCUCAGCAAGUUGUACACAUUUGUAACUAUUUAAUUCUACACUAUUUUCUUUUUCACUCAUAAUUUCUUACUUUCUGUUCUCCUGUUCACGUAAGAUAUAAAGUUCCAAAUUAGAUACAGUUUUGAGUUUGGACAUUGAUAUUGUGAAAAGUGGGUACGAAUGGGAGCAAUUGUGUCGGUAUUCGACGUAGUGAGUGCGAGAGAAACAGAUCUAUGGACAUAAUAUUAAAACGCUUGUUAUGUAGAUGCACAGGGGUGCGAUAUGAAACACUGAAUAUCACUAAGUUGUUUCAUACGGAAGACUUUCACCCCAUAGCCUUUCGUCCUACUAAAUCAUAAUAAUAAAUAUUUACUCAAUAAAAAUAUUUUUACUAGAGAUGUAUUCAAAUUAUCGAUACCGCGGCAAAGACUAUUAUAUCACGGCAAGACGGUAUUAAAUUGUUGAUGGAAGAUGGAGCGAAAUGUUCUGAUCACUUAAUUUAGUUCUACUUGCAAAAGAAAGUGCGAUAUAAUCGAUUAGUCUUGUGUUUCUUUAACUUUCGAGUGACAGAUGUCAGAGGCGGUGGAGUUGAAAUAACCCGUUACGACCUCUUUGCGUAAAUGACGUGCAAAUCGACGCGACAACUGCACCAUUGUGCGGCAAGUUGCCGCACAAUGCCAAUGCCGCCGGCAACCGUGACAUAGUCACGCUGUACCUCAUUAUACUAUGAUAUGACGACCUACAAACUAUGAGAAACCAAAACGAAAAUCAUCUAUUUUUAUUAUUAAAAUUGGUUUAGAAAGAGAUCGAGCUAUCUCGCCUCCUAUCUUGAAUUGGGAAUAAAAUAAUAUAUUUAUGUCUACUUUGCCGGCGAAGAAAGACAAAAUGGCAACUGGAAAGUCUUAUUACUAGAUAUAUUCUAAAAUUAUACUUUGUUCAAUUGACAGAUGGAGUUAAAAUAUAUUUAUUGAUUGUUGAAAAUGUAGAUAAGCUUCUCGAUUUAGGCGAUGCUGAUAGAUAUUAUGACAAAAAGAUUCAUUUACGUUUUUUUAUCAACUCUUAAUUAAAGGACAGUUUAAUAUCAGAAUGAAAGAGAUUGAUGAUUUUUAUCAUUGAGUGUAUAGAGAUGUGCAAUCGAUCCUGUCCUAACAUAUCGAUAUAUCUAUUGGCAUCAAAACUAAGCAUGGAUGUGUUAGAUGUAAUGUGAACGGGAUGUGCCGGGUUCUACAAAUAAACCAAAAAGGUUUCGCCGAAGUAAAAACAAGUAUUGUCAUUGUAAACCCGGCUUUGCCCAAAACUGUGUGCAUUUUAUUCGGCUUUUUAUAAUAGGUAGUUGGUAGUUAUUUUUUUCUAAGUGCGUUUUGCGCAAGGUUAGGCUCGGGCUGUGUCGAUAAAUUGUUGAUUUUUUGUACGUUGUGUUGUCGAUAAUAAUGCUUAGUAUAUUGUAUUGUUGGAACAGUCGUGAUUUUGUAACUGAUAUAGUCUGUGAUGAAGCUUGAAAUCUUCAAUAAGUCUAGGUUUAGAGAAGAAUAUCUCGGCUCAUCAAUAACUGUAAACAAGUUACAAAAUAACGAUUUCAAAGUUUUUUAGAUUUUGCACAAAAAUAAAGCAAUAUAAAGCUACGUUUAAUGAAUUAAACAGUGAUGGAUAGUAAGUUAUUUUUGGUUAUACAGAAAUAAGUUUCCUUGUGUCCGUUAAUAGCAGAUUUUUUUGUUUUUCUUUUGAUUAGUUUUGAUCAUACAUUUUGUUUCGUAUUGUAUAUUGUUACUACAUAUUUGUUAACGCGGUUUGACUGCGUGAUUUAUUAUAAAACAAUGAUUUCUGACCGUUUCUGAUAAUCUUGUAAGACCACAAAUAUAUCUCUAUGGUUCUGACUCUUUGGGUACCAUGUUAAAGUGAAUGAACUUCAAUUGUACGAAAUGUAUGAAACCAAAAUGGAAGAAUAAUAGGGUUUAUUAUUUAUCACUUCGCUGUAUGUGUGGUAAUAUAUCCUCUUGUCACUAUUUUAAAAGUCAGACGACGUCAGAACAUUUGUGGUCACUGCUUGAAAGAAUGUCAGAUAUCACGCGGUCUUAACAAUGUACUUUUUAACUUUUUUUGAUGUUAUUUUUGCGCUAAACAGCUUCGUUGAUUUUAUUGCCAAGGAAGACUUAGUUACUUGAAAAUAUAUUUAUUGUGUAAAUAAAAGCAAUAAAUUAAAUGGAAAA
This is a messenger RNA of Helicoverpa armigera (cotton bollworm), 5905 nucleotides long. It is a transcript of the gene nmd, whose product is annotated as outer mitochondrial transmembrane helix translocase. The transcript is spliced from 8 exons. Gene Ontology annotation, cellular component: mitochondrial outer membrane. The record is from RefSeq and is a predicted model, not a curated record. Bases 165 to 1328 code for a protein of 387 amino acids. Lineage: Eukaryota; Metazoa; Arthropoda; Insecta; Lepidoptera; Noctuidae. Gene Ontology annotation, biological process: extraction of mislocalized protein from mitochondrial outer membrane. Gene Ontology annotation, molecular function: ATP hydrolysis activity; ATP binding.